AUCCGACUUGCUGGCUGGAUUUAAAGCACCCAGCGGUGCUGGAGCCCGAGCGGACCGAUGAGCUCAUCUCCGCUUUCUGCCUACGGGGGCGUUAAAGAUGCGACGGGCGGCGGACCGGGUCAAGGUACCUGUCUCGGAAUCACCCAGGCUCGCUCGGUCUGAUUGAUCCGACGACGCCGACCGGUACAGGGCUGUUUCUCCCCCCCCCCCCCGCCACUCCUCGUCUUUUCUCCAUUCUUUCUCUGGAAAUUGGAAGCGCCACCUGCAGCCUGGGGAUGGAUAACUAUUCGGCUCUGCAACUCCAGUGUCUGGAAAUGACAACAAAAAGGAAGCUGAUUGGCCGGCUGGUGCCAUGCCGUUGUUUUCGCGGGGAAGAGGAAGUCAUCUCGGUGUUGGACUACUCCCACUGCAGCCUGCAGCAGGUCCCCAAGGAAAUCUUUAGCUUUGAGAGAACUCUGGAGGAACUCUACCUGGAUGCCAACCAGAUUGAGGAACUCCCCAAGCAACUGUUCAGCUGCCAGGCCUUAAAGAAGCUGAGCAUGCCUGAUAACGACCUCUCCAACCUUCCAACUACAAUUGCCAGCCUGGUUAACCUGAAAGAGCUUGACAUCAGUAAAAAUGGUAUCCAGGAGUUUCCAGAUCAUAUCAAAUGUUGUAAAGGCCUGUCAGUGGUUGAGGCCAGUGUCAAUCCCAUCACCAAGCUCCCAGAUGGUUUUACGCAGCUCCUGAAUCUGACUCAGCUCUUCUUAAACGAUGCCUUCCUGGAGUACUUGCCAGCUAACUUUGGCAGGUAAUUCCAUGCAUGUGGAGAGGUUGGAUCUGGUAGCAAUGAAUUCUCUGAAGUGCCCGAGGUGUUGGAGCAGAUUCACAAUCUAAAGGAGCUGUGGAUGGACAACAACUCUCUACAGUCCAUACCAGGGUCACUAGGAAAACUUCGCCAGCUGCGCUACUUAGACUUAGCUAAGAAUCGUAUUGAGAAUUUGGACACGGAUGUUUCAGGUUGUGAGGCCUUAGAGGAUCUUUUGCUCUCCUCCAACAUGCUUCAGCACCUCCCUGACUCUUUAGGAAUGUUAAAGAAGCUGACAACACUGAAAGUGGAUGACAACCAGCUGACCUCACUGCCCGGAACCAUUGGGAGUCUUUGUCUGUUGGAGGAACUGGACACUAGCUGUAACGAGUUGGAGUCACUGCCUCCAACCAUUGGCUACUUGCACAAUCUUAGGACCUUUGCUGCCGAUGAGAACUUCCUCAUAGAACUUCCUCGAGAGAUCGGUAACUGUAAGAACGUGACGGUGAUGUCACUCCGAUCCAACAAGCUGGAGUUCCUCCCCGAUGAGAUCGGACAGAUGACCAAACUACGAGUCCUAAACCUUAGUGACAAUAGGUUAAAGAAUCUACCGUUCACCUUUACCAAGCUGAAGGACCUGGCAGCUCUCUGGCUUUCUGACAAUCAGUCCAAGGCUCUGAUCCCCCUACAGACAGAAGCCCACCCCGACACCAAACAGAAGGUUUUGACCAACUACAUGUUUCCUCAACAACCUCGUCACGAUGAGGAUUAUCAGUCGGACAGCGACAGCUUUAAUCCGACUCUGUGGGAGGAGCAGAGACAACAGAGGAUGACUGUGGCCUUUGACUUUGAGGACAAGAAAGAAGAGGAAGACAACUCCGGGAAGGUCAAGGUGGAGAUCAACCUAAAACGUUAUCCUACACCCUAUCCCGAGGACUUGAAGAACAUGGUCAAGUCAGUGCAAAGCCUCGUGGGUAAAAAUGUUCACACGGGCCAUGGGCACCAGCACCAGCACCAGCACCAUCUUAGCACAGGCACUGCCACCUCAGCAGGAACCAACAUGGAACUUACACACCAUAGUAAAGAAGCGUACGAACCACCGUGGCCCCUGCCUCCCAAAGAGGUAACAGACCGAGAGAUGCAGGACUUCUCUCAGACUCAGCUCAUGGAUCAGGGACCGAUGCAUAACUCUGGCAUUGACAUCCCAAAGAGGAAGGACAAAGAGGAGCUGACGGAGAGCUCAGAGGACUCAAUGGGCGGCUCGCCCAACGACAUCCGCAUCUCCGACAUGAGGCCCACCCUAGUGGAGCCGCCCAUGUACAAACCCAAGGUGGUGCUGCUCGGCAAGGAUAAGAAAGAGUCUACAGACGAAGAGGUGGAUAAGCUCCACUGUCUGAACCACAGCGGCUCCUCGGCCACCUACUCCGAUUACUCUCCCUCGGUCGGCUCCUCUGGCUCGUCCAACCCACCCGCUAACACUCACUCCCACCCUCACCCUCACUCUCACGCGCACCAACACAACCCUGUCAACAAAGACCCGAAUCCUCAAACACACUGGACCAACAGGUUGGCCCAAUCCUUCCCUAAACCCAUUGAGACCAAGCCCCUGCUGUCACAAAGAGAAACUCCACCGUCAGGGACCAUGCAGCAACGUGGAGACAGGCGUCCCUUAAGCGAGCCUUUCGACUGGGCCGAAGCCCCUCACUACGACAACACCGGAUUCGAUGCCGAGGAGUCUCCCCUCGACCCGUCCUCGUCCAAAAGCAGCCAGGGGAACCCACCGCUGGGUUCCAAACCUCGAAGCCAGUCCACCCACGGCCGCCGUCCUCUCAUGAGGCAAGAACGAAUCGUAGGCGUCCCCUUGGAGUUGGACGCGCAGACGCUCCCCUUUCACAGCAACCAACGCUCCACGCAUGACAACGAAGCCCAGGCUUCUGCACAAGCAUCCCAGAAUCCUUGGCAGAAUUGGACCCGAACCCCAAGCCCCUUGGAAGACAGGACGGCCUUUCCCUCCAAAUUGGACCUUACGCCGACCUCGAGCCCCAACCCGGACCGCAAGGCGCCAGACCAAAGGCGGGAGCAAUCAUCCGGGCCUCUUCCCGGUAGUUGGUCAUACCAUAACAAUCAGGCGGAGCAAAACAGAAAGGACCAGCUCACUGUCACCGGGGGCAACAAGGUAACCGUGGUCAUGAGUAAAAGCUCUGAGCGGCUGUCUCCCAUGAUGAAAGAAACAAGGUCCAGGUUUAAGAAAUCCCAGAGCAUCGACGAGAUCGACAUUGGCGCCUAUAAAGUAUACAGUAUUCCCAUGGACAGCUACAGCGCCUCCAUUGAGCAGCAGAGCAGUUUGGACCGACAAGAGCUGCCUGGUUCCAUGGAGCAGACCAACAUGGCUCGCUCCCAGUCCGCACCGAUGUUAGACGAGGAACUUGGAUUCCCGGCGCAUGGCAACCAGAACCAGCAGGGACACAACCAAACCCCUGCAGUCCCACAUAAAGCCUACCACUUUGACCAAAACUACAAUCCCCAGGUGAGCGUGGACAGACGGGCUCCUCCCCCUUUCCCCAAUACACCCGAUUAUGUCAACCACUCAUCAAAAGCAUCGGAGUACGGCAAUCAACCUGGAAAGACAUUACCCAAGGAGUUGGUGAGCCCUCGGUAUCGUGCUUACCCACCGCUGGAGAUGUUCUCCUUCCCCCAAGCGCCGAUCAGUCAGGAUGGUUCCACCAAUCAGCAUCAGCAUCAUCAGCAGCAGCAUCAGCAGCAGCAGCAGCAGCAGCAGCAGCAUCAUCAGCAACAGCAGCAUCAGCAGCAGCAGCAGCAGCAGCAGCGGCAGCAGCAGCAGCAGCAGCAGCCAAUCCCAUCGCAGCGUUCGAGGCCAGGGUUUUUGAGGAGAGCAGACUCACUGGUGAGCUCUACCGAACUGGCUCUGUUCCGUAGAGUCCACGAAGCCCAGCAGGAGGCCCUGCAGGAAGCUCAGUACAGACAGCAACAUCAGGGGGAACCUCCCCUCUAUAGUCGGGCCCUGGCUUAUUCCAGCCCCAUGGAGCAUUCUGACAACCAAAUGAUGCACAACAAGAGAAAUGGACGCUACGAUGACGAUUAUCCCAACUACCAGGAACAGAAGAAACCCAUGAUUGGUUACCCGACCAAGAGCUUGACUCAACGGCGCCCACUGUCCGCUAGAAGCUACAGCACUGAGACCUAUGGAGCAUCUCAGGCACGUCCCGUCUCGGCUCGUCCCACCAUGGCGGCUCUCCUGGAGAAGAUGCCUCCCGACUAUACUCUGGCAACCUGCCCGGAGAAGCCAUCUGACGACACGGUCAAGGUACGACCCGUGGUGCCGCAGAAGCCCGAAGACAUCACCUCCAAGAUGCCCGCCGACUGGAGGCAACAGCUGCUGAGACACAUUGAGGCCAAACGCCUGGACAGGAGUGGUGUCCUAAAGCACAAUACGCUCACGCUGGGCAUGCUCUGUCAGGGCGGGGGUCACGGCCAGGGGCGCAGCAGCACUUUGAACUUUAACCUUUACAAUAACACUAAGCAUGAGCCCCCUGCUGGCCGCUGGCUGCCACUACCUCCUCCUCCUUCUGCUGCUGCUGUUACCCCCUCCCAACAGGCUGCCAUGCUGGACAAUGACCAAGAGGGCGUGUCAGGAAGCAAUCAAUGGGCUCCGUACUCACUCGCAGGACGAGACGUUCCGCCGACAACCUGGUGUGAAAAGGCACAGGGAGCCCACUCUCACAACACCAUGGUGGCCACUUCCUCAUCCUCUUCCACCACGCCUCAUCGGAUGGUUGGCCAACAGGGCUACGAUGGCGGGAUGCUGAACAAGGCGCUCCAGUAUCAGCCAGGGAUGCCUUUGUCGCUCGUUCCCUCUGGGGGGCAGUAUCAAGGAAAUGUGCCUCAGGCGCUUAACACUCCUGGCCAGGUGUACUCAAGCGCGGGCCUUCCCAUGGCGGCAAACCAAGUCCAGUACAACCUGCAUACGUCCCACGCGUCACAUCAAACUCCGCAUCCUCCCAACAACCCACAGUACCAUAGCAACCAAGGAAUGGUCCAUAGCAACCAGGUUGUGGUGACCACUCACAGCAACAUGCGGCCUCAGAGCGCUCGCUGUCUUCUCCAAACCAAAGGCCAGAAGAGCACCGAUGGCUUCCAAGAACAGUUGUGUGUGCGAAUAGAGAAGAACCCCGGUCUUGGUUUUAGUAUCUCUGGCGGCAUCAGCGGUCAGGGGAAUCCCUUCAAACCCUCCGACAUGGGUAUCUUUGUUACUAGGGUACAGCAUGAUGGGCCUGCUGCAACUUCCUUGCAGCCUGGAGACAAGAUACUACAGGCUAAUGGACAUAAUUUUUUACACAUGGAACAUGAGACAGCCGUCUCUCUGCUGAAGAGUUUCCAAAGGACGGUGGACUUGGUGGUUCAGAGACUGCAGCACCCCCUCCCCUAAAAAUAUGAAAACAAAUGAGCAAACGCACCGCUCACCACCCCAGCCGCCCUCUUCUGGAGGCUGCUGGAACUGAAUUGGAGCC
Messenger RNA from Syngnathus acus (greater pipefish), 5316 nucleotides. RefSeq names its product leucine-rich repeat-containing protein 7-like. Gene Ontology annotation, cellular component: adherens junction; postsynaptic membrane; postsynaptic density. NCBI's taxonomy places the organism in Eukaryota, Metazoa, Chordata, Actinopteri, Syngnathiformes, Syngnathidae. The record is from RefSeq and is a predicted model, not a curated record. Gene Ontology annotation, molecular function: protein binding. Gene Ontology annotation, biological process: neurotransmitter receptor transport postsynaptic membrane to endosome; neurotransmitter receptor transport, endosome to postsynaptic membrane.